Neurospora tetraspora is the source of this 759-nucleotide messenger RNA. Its product is annotated as U2 small nuclear ribonucleoprotein A. Bases 1 to 759 code for a protein of 252 amino acids. The transcript has 5 exons. Gene Ontology annotation, molecular function: protein binding; U2 snRNA binding. Gene Ontology annotation, biological process: mRNA splicing, via spliceosome. Gene Ontology annotation, cellular component: U2 snRNP. Lineage: Eukaryota; Fungi; Ascomycota; Sordariomycetes; Sordariales; Sordariaceae. The record is from RefSeq and is a predicted model, not a curated record.
AUGAGGUUGACGGCAGACCUGAUCAACAACUCCCUUUCCUACCUCAAUCCGCUCAAGGAGCGAGAGAUAGAUCUCCGAGGACACAGAAUACCUGCUAUUGAGAACUUGGGCGUUGCUGGACCCCACGAUGCCAUUGACUUUACCGACAACGAUAUCCAAGUGCUGGGCAACUUCCCGCUCUCCCCCCGCAUACGCACCCUCCUGCUCGCCCGCAACAGGAUCGCCCAGAUCCAGUCGACCCUACCGAAUGCGAUCCCGAACCUGAAGAACCUCGUCCUGGCGUCCAAUAACAUUGGCGAGCUGGCGGAUUUGGAGGUGUUGGGAAGGUUUCCUAGGCUCACGCACUUGGUUUUGAUGGAUAACCCCGUUACCAAGAAGGAGAACUACCGCUACUGGGUCCUCUGGCUGUGCCCCCAGGUUCGCUUCCUCGAUUACGUCAAGGUCAAGGACGCCGAGAGGCAAAAGGCGAAGGAGUUGUUCGGAACCGCUGAUGAGCCGACGGAGUUGGCCAACACGAUAAAGGGAAUCAAGACCAAGACCUUUGACGUCGGCGCCGGCUCCGCCAACGGUGCGGCCGGAAGUGGCCCCUCCUCGAAACUCUCGCGUCUCAAGCUCACGGAGAAGGAGAAGAAGAAGCUGCAGGAUCUGAUCAAGAAGGCCGACAGCUUGGAGGAGAUCAUCAGGCUGGAGAAGGCCCUCAACGAGGGACGACUGCCGCCUGGUAUUAUCGCCGAGGAUGACGAUGCCAUGGAGGAGUAA